This is a messenger RNA of Acanthosepion pharaonis, 654 nucleotides long. The record is from the annotation of a GenBank genome assembly. NCBI's taxonomy places the organism in Eukaryota, Metazoa, Mollusca, Cephalopoda, Sepiida, Sepiidae.
AUGUUGGCUUAUCUCAUCGCAAUUUUCUCUCCUUUUUCUAUUUCUUUCUUUCUUUCUUUCUUUCUUUCUUCUUUUCUAAUUUAUGUAAUCUAUUCUCUUCUUUUCCUAGUUUUCAUCUUGACUCUUAUUUUUUAUUUCUUUUUUCCUUCUUCUUCUCAUUUUUUCUUUCUUUCUUUCUUUCUUUCUUUCUUUCUCACAUUUUCAUUCGUUCUUUUCCACUUUUUCUUUCUUUCUUUCUUCUUCACUUUUCUUUCUUUUUUCUCACUUUCUUUUUCUUUCUUUCUUAAUAUCACCACGUUUUUAUUUCUUAAUAUCUCAAAUGUCUUUCUUUUUCUUUCUUUCCUUCUUUCUUUCUUUCUAUCUUUCUUUUCCUUAUAUUUUUUUUCGUUUAUGCUUCUUUAUUCUUCUAUAUUUACUUGCUUUUUCUUCCCACUAAUUAAACUCUCUCAUUUUCUUUACUUUUUCUUCUCCGAUGAGUCCUUUCUUUAUCUUUAUCUAUUUUCAUUAAACUCUCUCCUUUCCUUUUUUCAUUGUUUAUUCGUUCCUUUUUUCGUUCCUUCCUUCCUUCGCUUAAUUCUUUCUUUCUUAAAUAAUUAUCAUGACUUCCAUUUUACCUUCUCUUUCAAUCGUUACUUGUUUCUCUUUCAUAUUUAA